Lindgomyces ingoldianus is the source of this 1962-nucleotide messenger RNA. RefSeq lists its product as uncharacterized. Bases 1 to 1962 code for a protein of 653 amino acids. The record is from RefSeq and is a predicted model, not a curated record. The transcript has 11 exons. Lineage: Eukaryota; Fungi; Ascomycota; Dothideomycetes; Pleosporales; Lindgomycetaceae.
AUGUACGGAAAGAACCUUCACCAAUAUGUGAGAGCGAUUUGCACACGAAGGAAAGCCGAGGUGGCGCGGCAAGGCUGUGGAGCUGAAGGGGUCUCGAGUACCUCUCUCUCACAUCUUGGCCAAGAGCAAGAAACGAAGAAACAAGCUUACAAAGCUCCUGAGCGCGCUGAACUCUUGAAAGAAGAAAUACUAUCUGAUCAGACGUUCCCAUAUGCUGAAAGGAUCCAGGAAGAUAGAAAGUCGAAUACCGACAUGACUAGAUCGCGGACGCGAUCUCCGGAGAACGUCGCAGAUUCUAGGUCAAGAGGCCAGUACACAGAACAAAAAGAGUACCAGGAAGAGGUUCGUGGGCCUAUCCUUUCGUCGGAAUGGCGAAGAGCGAUGCAAGAGACCAUCAAGGACACCACACCUCGCAUAGUAGAACUAGAUCUUAUCCCAGGAACACAAGACGACCCUCAUCGCAGCCGGCACGACCAAGUUCUGCUGAACAUUCGCAACCAGGAACAGAUCUUCUUUACCGCUGGAACGACCGUGCCGGAGCUAGCGACCUUGACCGAGAAUCAGAGGGAGGACAAUCCAUAUAAACGCGCUGAGUACAGAACUCAAACCCCACAAUCUGAACGCGGCGACAAAAUGGGAUAUGGUUGGAGCUCCCCCGCCGAACCAGAGCUUCCGCGUAGCGACAAUACGGCGGAUUUGGACGAAGAGGUGUCACACCAAACCAAUGAGACUGUGCAACAAGUGGAGCCACAGUCGAAUGGUGAUUUAGUGCUUCUUAUGAAAUACGUGCAGGCAUAUAAUUCGUACAAGGCCGAAGCGGAGAAACUUCAGAACGAAAACGAUUCGCUGAAGAAGCAAGUAGCAAGCCUCAACGAGAUCCAGUGUAAUUGGGAGGGAUAUAAUCGUGAGAUCGAGAUAAUGAGAUCGAGACUUGCGCAGCUUCAGAGUGAAGCCUUAUCGGGGGUGGAUAGAUUCCAGCCUGAAUUCGAUGAGACUAUUGUUAAGGCCUUUGGGAAGAUUGAGGUUAAGAUGAAACCAAUCUUAACUUUGCUGGGCAAACAAACCUCGAAGUUUGAGCCAGAGGCUUGGGCUGAGAAAGCGGAGAAGCUCAUGUGGAGUGGAUGCAAGGACAGGUCAAAGAAACCGAUCGAUUAUGCCGAUAAAGAGAUGCGGAAGAAGGCGAUUAGGGGUAUAUUGUGGUUGGUGUUGAAGCGGGACCUGUUUAAAAAACCAUUCAAGGCGUUUGGUGGCGACAUCGCACAGCACCUGGACAUGGCGUACCAAAACUUGUGGAGCAAGCCCCGCCCUCAUAUUUGCAUAGAUGCAGACGACAAUUCCGCAAAGUGGCGAUCGAUCAGUGCAGGGAAGCUUGAAUCGAAGUCUAAUGACCAAACCGCGCUAAUCGACACCCAUUCAAGCCUCAUAGCCGCGUUCAACGCCAUUUUUAUCAGCCUCGGCUAUCCAUGUAUUGUCGAUAUAUCGGAUGCAGAGAGGAAGUUGACACCAAUGCUAAAUGCUGCGACAGAAUUUGGGCAGAUACUGGCGAAACAGCGGGCGAUCUUUGAGCUUUGGGAGCCAGAAAAGGCAGAGAAGAAAGUCGAUGAUCAAUCUAAAACAAACGUUGACGAUGCCUACGACGAGUCCGAAGAGCGAGAGGGGAAAUGUUGGUUUGUGAUACGACCAGGUCUCGUCAAGUGGGUUGGCUUGAUGAGGGAAGAGGAACCAUCUGAGGCUGGUAAGGAAAGUGGAUACGAAGUUGGAGCCACGGCAAAGCCCGUAUUGCCUGAUUUUCGCUUCGUCAUUCUAAGUUUGCAAGGUAGGGCUUGUGGCGUUAUCGAAUCACUCGCUGAACCCAGCCACACCUCAGGAGUCUCCAUCCUUGAUGACUUCGCGCUGGCAGUUGAGCGAAAAGCAACGACUCGAACCUUCCACGAGAACCCAUUCAUACCGCUAGACAUAUGA